UUCACCCACAGCAAAAGAGAGAAGAAAUAUGAAUGAGAGCCAAAACCCAAACCCACAUAGACAUAGUCACAGUCACAGUCACAGAGCAGGAGGGGAGAGGAGAAAUUGAAAUCGAAAGAAAAGUGAAAAUUCCUUUGAACUGCAUGCAGAAAAGCGCAAGACUUCAACAGUCUCUACUAAAACCCCUUUCGCAUUCUUUCUCUCCCCCCCUCUUUCUUUCUCUCUCUAGCCUUAAAACUUCAAGAAUUGGCGGACCAAUUGCCUGAAAAGGGUUUUGAUUUUUUCUCGUCAGGCGCUUUAAAUUUGGAGUCGCAUUUCGAAGAGGGCUUCUUGUGUUUGCUGGGUUUUAGUCGCAUUUCGCUGUUACGGGAAUAGGUGCUAAAAGUUGGACUGGAGAAGUUGGCUUCUGACAUGCUGAGGUGUUGAAGGAAAUGGAAGACUCUUCAGCACCCACAACUUUCGAGGCGAAAAUAAAAGGAAUAAGAUUUGGUUUGGCAACUCGUCAAGAAAUUUGCAAAGCCUCGAUUAGUGACUGCCCUAUCAGCCAUGCUAGUCAACUUUCCAACCCUUUUCUUGGCCUGCCUCUUGAAACUGGCAAAUGUGAAUCCUGCGGGACGGGUGAGGCUGGGCAAUGUGAAGGCCAUUUUGGAUAUAUUGAAUUACCAACUCCAAUAUACCACCCUGAUCAUGUUGGCGAGCUGAAAAGAAUGUUGAGUUUGUUGUGCUUGAAGUGUUUGAAGUUUAAAAAUAGGAAGGUAUUGUAUCUGAUGACAUACUUUGUUUUAGGUUUACUCAUGCAGGAGACUUCACAAAUCUCAAUCAAUGAAGCCAAGACUUCUGAUGGGGCUUACUAUUUGGAGUUGAAAGUACCAUCAAGAUCAAGACUUCAAGAAGGGUUCUGGUAUUUCUUGGAAAAAUACGGAUUUCGUUACGGAGAUAUGUAUUCUCGACCGCUACUUCCUUCUGAGGUGAUGGCAAUAUUGAGAAAAAUCCCCCAGGAGACCAAAAGAAAGCUUUCCGCUAAAGGUUACUUCCCUCAAGAUGGAUAUAUCCUCCAGCACUUACCAGUUCCUCCAAACUGUUUGUCCGUGCCUGAUAUUUCUGAUGGAAUCAGUACAAUGUCUACGGAUUAUUCUAUAACAUUGCUUAAGAAGGUGUUGAGACAAGUAGAAAUCAUAAAAAAUUCAAGGUCUGGGAAGCCAAAUUUCGAAUCUCACGAGAUUGAAGCUAAUGAUUUACAAGCAGCUGUGGCACAGUAUCUUCAAUUUAGGGGCACCGGCAAGGCAUCUCGUGAUGUGGAUACUCGCUUUGGGGUCAAUAAAGAAAUAAAUGCAUCCUCUACCAAAGCCUGGCUGGAGAAGAUGAAAACUCUAUUUAUAAGGAAGGGGUCUGGAUUUUCUUCACGCAGCGUGAUAACAGGCGAUCCCUUUAAAGGAGUAUCUGAGAUUGGCUUGCCAUUUGAAAUAGCCCAAAAGAUUACAUUUGAGGAACGCGUAAAUCAGCACAACAUGCAGUUUUUACAGAAGCUAGUGGAUGAAAAGCUCUGCUUGACGUACAGGGAUGGGCUGUCCACAUAUUCACUGAGGGAAGGUUCAAAAGGCCAUACAUUUCUGAGGCCCGGUCAGGUUGUGCAUCGAAGGAUAAUGGAUGGGGAUAUUGUGUUCAUCAAUAGACCACCAACUACACACAAACAUUCCCUACAAGCCUUGUCAGUAUACGUUCAUGACGAUCAUACAGUUAAGAUCAAUCCCCUUAUUUGUGGGCCGCUUAGUGCUGAUUUUGAUGGGGAUUGUAUCCAUUUGUUCUAUCCACAGUCUCUUGAAGCUAAAGCAGAGGUUGUGGAGCUUUUCUCAGUGGAGAAACAACUACUUAGCUCCCAUACUGGGAACUUUAACUUGCAGCUGGCAACUGACUCUCUUCUGUCACUCAAAAUCCUUCUCAGAAAUUAUUUCUUGAACAGAGCAGCAGCACAGCAACUGGCUAUGUUUGUGCCCAGCGUGCUGCCCAAACCUGCAGUGGUGAAGUCUGACAGUGGCCCUCUUUGGACUGCGUCGCAGAUCUUGCAGACAACUUUACCUUCUUCCUUUGAUUGUUCUGGGGAGAGACAUAUAAUUUCCAAAAGUGAGAUACUAAGCCUAGAAUUUAACAGGGAUGUGAUGGCAUCCAUUCUCAAUGACAUAGUCACCUCGCUUUUCUUCUUGAAGGGCCCAAAGGAGGUUUUGAGGUUCUUUAAUUCUAUACAACCUUUAUUGAUGGAAAGUCUUUACUCCGAAGGCUUCAGUGUUAGUUUGAGAGAUUUCUUUCUACCCCGGGAUGUUUUGGAGAGCAUCCAAGAAAAUAUUCAGAAGAUUUCUCCAUUGCUGUAUCAUUUGCGUGCUUCGUAUAGUGAAUCGAUUGAUUUGCAGUUGGACACUUACUUGCGCAGUAUGAAAAUUCCGGUUACUAAUUUUGUGCUUAAGUCUUCUGCAAUUGGCCACCUAAUAGAUUCAAAAAGUGAAUCGGCACUGAGCAAAGUGGUUCAGCAAAUUGGUUUCCUGGGGGUGCAAAUAUCGGACAAGGGGAAGUUCUAUUCUGAGAUGUUGGUCAAGGACAUGUCAUCUCUCUUCCAAAAGAAGUACCCUUCUUGUGAUGAUUAUCCCACUGAAGAAUUUGGCUUGGUUGGUAGACCUCUCUUUCGAGGACUGGACCCAUAUCAGGAAAUGGUUCAUUCAAUCUCAAGCAGAGAAGUAAUUGUCCGCUCAACCCGAGGAUUAACUGAACCUGGGACAUUAUUCAAAAAUUUGAUGGCCAUCCUUAGAGAUGUUGUGAUAUGUUAUGACGGUACUGUGAGAAAUAUGUGCAGCAAUUCAAUCAUCCAAUUUGAAUAUGGAGUUAGUAGUGCCAAUAUUGCGAGUGAGUUUUGUGCUGGUGAUCCUGUUGGAGUCUUAGCUGCAACUGCCAUGUCCAAUCCUGCAUACAAGGCUGUGCUGGAUUCUUCUCCAAGUAGCAACUCGUCCUGGGAAAUGAUGAAGGAGAUACUGCUUUGUGGAGUCAGCUUUAAAAAUGAUAUUUCUGACCGCCGGGUAAUUUUGUACCUGAAUAGUUGUGAUUGUGGCAGAAAGCAUUGCCAAGAGACUGCUGCACUCAUAGUCAAGAAUCAGUUGAAGAAAGUCAGUCUGAAGGAUACAGCAAUUGAAUUCCUCAUUGAAUAUAGAUCUCAAAUGGCACAUGACAGUACUGAGAUUGAUCCUGGCCUUGUUGGCCAUAUCCACCUGAACAAGACGCAGCUGAUACAAUCAAAUAUUAGCAUGCAUGGUAUUCUUGAACAAUGUCAAGAGACAAUCAGUCGGCAUCAGAAGAAGAAAAAAGUUGGAAACCUGUUCAAAAAAAUUGAUUUAUCGUUUAGUGAUUGUUGUUCCUUUUGCCAAUCUUCGAAAAGCAAAUGGACUGAUCUUCCAUGCAUCCAGUUCUCUUGGCAAGCACGUGGCGACCUUUUAGAGAGGGCUUCUGAUAUUCUUGCUGAUACAGUUUGCCCAGUCCUGUUACAGACAAUCAUUAAAGGUGAUCCUAGAGUUUCAACAGCGAAUAUAAUUUGGAUAAGUCCCGACACAGCAACCUGGAUCAGGAGCCCAUGCAAGAGCCCAAAGGGUGAAUUGGCUCUAGAUAUUAUCCUUGAGAAAGAAGCUGUUAGAAAGAGUGGAGAUGCAUGGAGGGUAGUGAUGGAUUCUUGCCUUCCAGUAAUCCAUUUGAUUGAUACACGACGUUCUAUCCCGUAUGCUAUAAAACAAGUACAAGAACUGCUGGGUAUUUCUUGUGCAUUUGAGCAGGCUGUUCAGCGUUUGUCUACAUCAGUGACAAUGGUAACAAAAGGUGUGCUCAAAGAUCAUCUCCUUCUGUUGGGUAAUAGCAUGACAUGUGCUGGAACUUUGAUUGGUUUUAAUGCUGGUGGUAUCAAAGCUUUGUCUAAAUCACUUAGUGUUCAAGUACCAUUCAUGAAUGCGACAUUAUUUACCCCUAGAAAAUGCUUUGAAAGAGCUGCUGAAAAGUGCCAUGUCGACAAUUUGUCAAGCAUAGUGGGUUCUUGUGCCUGGGGCAAACAUGUAUCAGUAGGUACUGGGUCGCCAUUUGAGAUUCUCUGGGACACUAGAAAGGCUGAGUUGAGCCCAGAUAAGGAAAUUGAUGUCUACAAUUUCCUUCAUCUGGUGAAUAGCAGCUCGAAGCCAGAAGAUAUGGCCACUAGUUGCCUGGGUGCAGAAAUUGAAGAUCUAGACCAGGAAGAUGAUUUUAUGGAAUAUGACCCGUCUCCUGUGCGAGAUCCUGGUCUAGAUAAGCCCACUUUUGAAGAUGGAAUUGAAUAUAGGCUCAAUGGAGAUGAUAAUGACGGCUUAUCUAAGGAGGACGCCAAGGAGCCUGAGGGUAGCUGGUCGUCCUGGACUAAGAAGGUUGACUUCGAAGAAAAUGAUUGGACAAAGAAGGCUGGACAAAGCACUUGGGAGAAAAAUGUUAAUACUGAGGAAAAUGACUGGACGAAAAAGCCUGAGCAAAGCACUUGGGGUAAAAAGGUUAAUUCUGAGGAAAAUGAUUGGAAUAAAAAGGUUAAUUCUGAGGAAAAUGAUUGGAAUAAAAAGCCUGAGCAAAGCACUUGGGGUAAAAAGGUUAAUUCUGAGGAAAAUGAUUGGACAGAAAAGCCCGAGCAAAGCACUUGGGGUAAAAAGGUUAAUUCUGAGGAAAAUGAUUGGACUAAUAAGCCUGAGGAAAGCACUUGGGGUAAACAGGUUGCUUCUGAGGAAAAUGACUGGAAAAAAAUGGGUGAACAAAGUGCUUGGGCUGAAGAAGCUCAAAAUGGCUCGGCUUGGGGGAAAAAGGUGGAUUCUGAUGUUGGAAGAGGUUGGGCAAAGAAAGAUGAGGAGAACAAGUGGGACAGAUCAGGUUCAAGUGAACGUCGUGGUCAGUCCAGUCACAGUAGGGAUUCCAACAAAGGGGGUUGGGGAAAGGCCAGUACACCUAAGACUAAUAAUCAGUCUAGUUGGGGCAGAGAUACUACCCAGGCAGAAUAUGUCUCUGCAGAAUCUCAAGAAGAUGGCUCGUGGUCAUCAGCUUCUGUUGCUCGGAGAGAGACAGCUCUGGAUGUAUCAUCUGAGCCUGCUGGUUGGAACAAAUUGGGAUCUGGUACAAGCUCUCUUGAGGUGUUAGACGAUCCCUGGGGGGCUAAAGUGGCUAAUCAAGCAACCCACUCAAAGCCUUCAAAUGCUUGGGGCUCUUCAAAAGAUGUGGGUAAGUUCGAUUCAGAGCCUGCCACAGAGCAAAAGAAAGAGUCUCCAUCCAAUAAUUGGAGUUCCAGUCAGAAACAAUUGAAUGACUCCACAGUUGAUAAGGUUUGGGGUUCUCCACAUGUUAAUACUCCCAGUGAAAAAGAUAUGCAGUCUCAGUGGGGGAAGAAAGGUUCUUGGGAAGCUAAAGUGGCUGAUCAAGCAAUCCAUUCAAAGCCUUCUAAUACUUGGGGAGCGUCAGAUGACUGGGGUAAGCUCGGUUCGCAGUCUCCCACUGGAAAAAAGAAAGAGUCUCCAUUCAAUAAUUGGGGUUCCAGUCAGGAACAACCAAAUGACUCCGUAGCUGUUCAGGGUUGGGGUUCUACAAAAGUAGACACAUCUGCUGAGAAAGAUGUGCUGUCACAGUUGGAAAAGGAAAAUCCCUGGGAUAAAGUAGGUGAUCAAGCAACCGAGUCAAAGCCUUCUAAUGCAUGGGGUUCUUCAGCUGACUGGGGUAAGGCUGAUUCACAGUCUCCCUCAGGACAAAAGCAAGAGUCUUCUUUCAAUAAUUGGAGUUCCAGGCAGAAACAAUCAAAUGAGACCACUGUUGGUCAGGGUUGGGGUUCCCCAAAGGUUGAUAAUUCCAGUGAGAAAGAUGUGCGGCCUCAGUGGGGUCGCGGCAAGGGUCGGGGAUGGGGUCGUGGUGGACGCUCCAGAGAAAGUUCACAAGGUAGGGGCUUCACUAAUGAUGGAGAAUGGAAGAACAAGAAACCUCGUGCUGUUGAUGAUCCCAAUGCACCGGCCCUUUUCAGUGUAACAAGGCAGCGUUUGGACUCAUUUACAGUUGAAGAACAAGAUGCUCUUUCAGAGAUUGAACCAAUUAUGAAGAACAUCAGAAAAAUAAUGAAUCAGACGGGGUACAAUGAUGGUGAUCCUUUAUCUACGGAUGAUCAGACAUACAUUAUCGAUAAUGUGUUCAGUUAUCAUCCUGACAAGGCGUUAAAGAUGGGAGCUGGAAUAGAUUAUAUCAUGGUCAGCAGACAUGGAGAGUUCCAGGACAGUAGGUGCUUCUAUGCUGUUUCUGUUGAUGGCAGCAAAGCAGAUUUCUCCUACCGUAAAUGUCUGGAGAACUUCAUCAAGGGAAAGUAUCCUGACAAGGCCGAAGCUUUUAUUACUAAAUACUUCAAAAAGUCACAACCUCGUGCUGGCUGGAACCGGGAUCGGCCUCCUCGAAGUGAAGCUGGAACCCCCAGCUGGAAUAGGGACUCCACUCCUGCUCCAGACGAAGCUGGAACGCCAUUGUGGAACAGGGUUCAAACUCCAGUCCCAGACACUCCCGGCUGGAAUAGGGACUCCACUCCUGCUCCAGACGAAGCUGGAACCCCAAUGUGGAACAGGGUUCAAACUCCUGUCCCAGACGAUACUGGUACUCCUGGUUGGAACAAAGAUGAGAGUCCUGUUGCUGAUGAAGCCAAAGCUCAGACUCCUGCUGCCGAAGAAGCCAAAGCUCAGUCUCCUGCCUAAACAUAAAUUAUUAGCAAGUAAAAGGAACAGCUGAUUUUUUUCCAUUUUAGUUGCUGUUCUGGUGUUUAUUUUGGCUGGGGCUGUAGUUAUAGUUCCUACUUUCAAGUAGUGGAUGAUGAUGUACAGUGGCUUUAAGCAUUGGGUGGAACCUUUAGGGACUGGAUUAUGUAUGAAAAAAUUGUUCUAAUU
Sesamum indicum (sesame) is the source of this 6941-nucleotide messenger RNA. The record is from RefSeq and is a predicted model, not a curated record. NCBI's taxonomy places the organism in Eukaryota, Viridiplantae, Streptophyta, Magnoliopsida, Lamiales, Pedaliaceae.